Messenger RNA from Magallana angulata, 3880 nucleotides. RefSeq lists its product as uncharacterized. The record is from RefSeq and is a predicted model, not a curated record. The transcript has 12 exons. NCBI's taxonomy places the organism in Eukaryota, Metazoa, Mollusca, Bivalvia, Ostreida, Ostreidae. Bases 442 to 3276 code for a protein of 944 amino acids.
CUGUUUCUAUUUUGUUAUAUCAAUCCAUGGUUUCGUUUCACAGUAAAUGUUAGAACAAUAAAGAAUAAUUUUAAAGCCGUGUUCCAGUGUCCAUAUAAAUGAUAAGUUCGUGAGAGAAACGAGAUUCAUGAAAUAUAAUUAUGUUUUAUUACUUUCGUAUUUGGAAUAUUUAUCAUAAUUCAAAUUUUAAAGAAGUGAGUCCAAAAGUAUCGUGUCAAUAUCUGUACAAGGUUUUUUGGUGCGCAAUUAAUAUCGGUGAUAACAGAAAAAUUACGAUAGGUAAAUGCACCUUUGACGUGGAUACGCUGUAAUUCCAGAAAUGCAGAUCUGACAUUGUGUGUUCCCUCGUUCCUGUUCUAAUAUCACGAAUCUUUAAAUCGAUACUAAACGUAACUAUUUUGUGGCUGGAAAAACAUUCAAAUCCGUCUUAUCUCUUUGUCAAUGAUAAUUAUGCCAUUUAGAGAUAAAAUGAGGUGCCUUGUUUGUGUUGCGAGUUUAAAUCUUCUUUUCACGUUUACAUCAAACGCAAUUUCGCCGACCAAAAAUAAAUCAACUGGUACAACUCAAAUAAGAGAAUCAGUUACAAAAACAGCAAUGCUAACAGCUACAACUAAACCAGCCCCAUCUGUAACAUCGUCAGUUUCAGUUACAUCAACACCAAGCGGGACAGCUCCAACAACACCAAAUACAACAAAAACAUCUGAUUCAUCUACAUCUACACCAACCGCUACAUCUUCAACAAGAUUAGGUACAACCACAUCAACACCACCCGAAACAUCUUCAACAACAUUCAGUACAGCAACUUCAACACAACCCGAAACAUCUUCAACAACAUUCAGUACAGCUACUUCAACAAAACCCGAAACAUCUUCAACAACAUUCAGUACAACUACUUCAACACAACCCGAAACAUCUUCAACAACAAUAAGUACAGCUACUUUAAUAAAACCCGAAGCAUCUUCAACAACAUUCAGUACAACUUCAUCAACACCAUCCGAAACAUCUUCAACAACAUUCAGUACAACAACAUCCACACCAUCCGAAACAUCUUCAACAACAUUCAGUACAACAACAUCCACACCAUCCGAAACAUCUUCAACAACAUUCAGUACAACAACAUCCACACCAUCCGAAACAUCUUCAACAACAUUCAGGACAACUACAUCAACACCACCCGAAACAUCUUCAACAACAUUCAGUACAACAUCAACACCACCCGAAACAACUUCAACAAUAUUCAGUACAGCUACAUCAACACAACCCGAAACAUCUUUAACAACAUCACCAAAUUUAACUUCAUCAUCACUCGGAACAUCUUCAACAACCAGAUUAGGUACAUCCACGUCAAUACCGACCGGAACUUCAACAACAUCAAGUACAACUAAAUCAACAACAUCAGGUACAAUAUCAACACAAACUGGAACACCUUCUACUACAUCACCACCACCAGGAACAUCUUCAACAACAUUAGGUACAGCUACAUCUACACUAAACGCUUCAUUUACAACAACAUUAGGUACAACCACAUUAACACCUACUGGAAUAUCUUUAACAACAAUAGGUAAAACUUCAUCAACACAAACCGAAACAUCUUCAACAACAUUAGGUACAAAUACAUCUACACGAAACGCUUCGUUUACAACAACAUUUGAUACAACCACAUCAACACCUACUGGUACAUCUUUAACAACAUCAGGUAAAACUUUAUCAACACAACCCGAAACAUCUUCAACAACCCCAGGUACAACUUUAUCGGGUACAAUAUCAACACUAACUGGGACAUCUUUAACAACAACAUCGGGUACGACUACUUCAGUGCAUACCGAAAGAGCUUCAACAACAGCAUCAGGUACACCUACAACAAUGUCAUUUGAAUCAACUACAUCUAUAUCGCCCGCAACACCUUUAACAACAAUAACAUCAAGCAGAACUACAAUAACCCAAAGUUCAAGUACAACACCAGGAGGAACAGCUUCCACGACAAAAGAAACAUCCAAGCCUUUAACAACAACGCAUUACACAAGCGUUCCGACAGAAGCUCCGAUAUUCGGGGAAGAAAGUAUAUUCCAGCUACAAAUUGUACUUACAUUGGUGAACAUUUCUGAAAUUAGUCCAGAUGUUGAAUUGAUCUUGAAAGAAAAGUUAAAUCAAAUGGUCUUUCUUGGUUACACCAAUGCUGUGAAAAACACCAGCUUUUCAUCAAAAAAUUCCAAACGCUCUGUAAUAUCUUCGAGACGGAACAACCUCAAUCGUGAUGGUUCAGCGAACAACUUACAAAGCACCAAGAACAUCUCUGUCAUAAUUCAGAUUAGCGUGAACAGUUUAAGGGAUCUCCACAGAACUAUACACGAUUUUGUCAACAGUGUUUCCACCAAUUUCCUGCAUAAUAUCACGGAAAUUACAGACAGUUCCUGGAGUGCAUUAAAUACAACAUAUGACAUUAUGGAACAGCUAGAGAUCCAAACAAAUGAUAUAUCGGAAUGCAACGCUACAGGCAGACUCUGUGUACCAGGAUACAAAUGUCGCCCAAGCCAUAAGAACAACUACACUGGCAUUUGUUACCAUAUAUGCGAUCUAGAAACAAGGGUCUGUUACAAUGGAGGCCACUGCUAUUUUGAUGCAAUUAAAAACCGCACAGGCUGCAGUUGUACAACGACAUGGCGGACUGUUUAUCAUGGAGCUGACUGCAUGGAGCAGGCUGGUCAAAUAAUACCUAUAGUAGGAUUCUCUGUUGGGUCGUUAGUCAUUUUCAUCGCAAUAAUCGUCGUCAUCGCUAUUAUCAGGCGCUGGAAAUGUCAUGAUCAUCAAAGUAAAUUGGGAAAUGGUGCAUAUGAUGUUAAAUCUGGAUCGCGGUCUGAUUUUCCCUCUGAGCCUGAUAGAGUGGAAGUGAUGGAAUUUAACUAUCGUGAAUCGACAAAAAUUAAUUAUUCAGUGAACGAGGAUUGUUUAAGUGAUGAAAUGAAGUAUCAGGAUGCGGAAACAGAGAGAAAAUCCCCGUCUACACAGAAGGAUCAAAGAAUUGACAUUGAUUCAAAAAGUCAAGAUGUAAUAGAAACUAAUUUUAUUCCCGAGUCCGAUGUUAUUACCGCCCCGGCAACAACAUUGGAAGAAACAAAACAUGACAUCAAAAGCAGCCAGUUGUCUGUGAUAACUACAAAUGUUCCGGAUGAUUUUAUAAAAAGGCAAACUAAUCAAGAGAUUUCUGGACCCUUUAGUCCCAGAGAUGCAGAUAUCCGUAGACAAAAGUCAUUUCUAUUUGGAUCUAAGUCAUCUUGAAAUGAAUGAGCAACCUUCAUCAAAGUGCGAGGGCAGUUCAACAGCGCAUUUACAUUUCAUUUUGUCAGAUGUACAAUGUUUAGCGUUUCAGGCUUUUUAAAUUUUAAAUCUUUGUAGACUUUGUUACCACCAUUUUACGAAUAAAAGUUACAGUAAUGUGCUAUUUAAUUAAAUAUAUCAGAUAAAACAGCAUUUACUUCUGUGUUUGUGCUAUUUGUCGAUCGACAUAUAAAGCGUCGUGGUGUGAGUCGCUUUAGGACCAGACAUUAGUUGUAUUUGGGUCUUCUUAGAUUGUGUCGAAUUUGCAAUACUGCUCACAUUCAAUUUGUGAGGAACUAUCUGAUGCACCACUUUCCGUAACCAAAAAAAAAUCAUCAUUAUAAAGAGUUUGCUUUCUAAAAGGUACAAUAUAAUUUUCUAACAAUAGUUUUAUAACCCGGAACAAAGCUUGCUUGAAAAAAUAUGACAGUACUUUUUGUUUUGCAUUCAGUUGCACAUUUUUACCAAACAUUAAAUGCAACAUUUCUUAGGUAGUUGUAUAGUUUUAUGUGCCUUUGAUAUGUUUCACUGUAAUUAAAAUAUUUGGAAGAAAUCGUUAAUUUUC